GGGAUAAACUAGCACAAGGAAAGAGGCGAAAGAAACUUUGCUUCAGCUGAUAACAAAAGUCAUAAAACUCUUAAACCUGCUUCAAUCUUCUCUCUUCAUUUGCUUUACUUUCAUUCUUUGGCAUCUUCUUCAGAACACUAAUUUGAUUUUGGAUCUGUUCGUGAUCCGAGGAAGAAACAAUGGCGUAUGUAGAUCACGCGUUCUCCAUAUCCGACGAUGACAUCAUGAUUGAAACCCCAUACACUGUAAGCAACCGACCUCCGGUGAAGGAAAUCGCCCUGGCCGUUUCUCUCCUCGUCUUCGGCGUCUUCGCCAUCAUCCUCGGUUCUUUCAUGGCCGCCAACAAGGUCGGAGGCGACCGAGCUCACGGGCUAUUUUUCGCUGUACUGGGAGGAAUUCUGUUCCUUCCUGGGUUCUACUACACUCGGAUCGCAUAUUAUGCGUACAAGGGGUACAAAGGUUUCUCCUUCUCCAACAUACCUCCUGUGUAGAUCACCAACAACAGCACCAGGUUCGUUGUACAGAUCGUCUCAUUCUCUGCUUCUUGCAUCACACUGAACCCAUCUCAUCGUUUUGUGCUCUGUAGUAACCGUCUUUGUCAAAUUCACGUGUAUAUAAUAAGGCGAAUCCUUUGGAGAACAGUGUUAGAUCCUUGUAGCAAACAAAUGAACAAGUGAUUCUCAGUUGAAUUUCUGGAUCAUAUUAAUCAAUGACCUGUUAUAUUUAACUACCACCUCCCAUCUUGUUAUAUAUUGAAUACAAACUAAUGCAGACUGUAUUAUU
Molecule: messenger RNA, 783 nt
Organism: Cuscuta campestris
Lineage: Eukaryota; Viridiplantae; Streptophyta; Magnoliopsida; Solanales; Convolvulaceae
Source: the annotation of a GenBank genome assembly